This is a messenger RNA of Musa acuminata AAA Group (dessert banana), 1270 nucleotides long. RefSeq names its product ATP-dependent Clp protease proteolytic subunit 4, chloroplastic. Gene Ontology annotation, cellular component: endopeptidase Clp complex. Gene Ontology annotation, molecular function: ATP-dependent peptidase activity; ATPase binding; serine-type endopeptidase activity. Gene Ontology annotation, biological process: protein quality control for misfolded or incompletely synthesized proteins. The transcript is spliced from 2 exons. Bases 90 to 1040 code for a protein of 316 amino acids. Lineage: Eukaryota; Viridiplantae; Streptophyta; Magnoliopsida; Zingiberales; Musaceae. The record is from RefSeq and is a predicted model, not a curated record.
AGCCUCGCUGCUUUAUCCGCUCGGCUGCAGUUGCCGAAGCCGCUCCUCCCCCAUCUCCUUCUCAUUCUGCUCUCUUACCGGUCUCCGCCAUGGCCUCCCUCUCUGUCUCCGCCCCCCUCAAGCACUCCUCCCUCCUCCCUCCUUCCUCUUUCUCCCUCUCUCCCAAAACCCUCCUUUCCCCCAGAUCCCGCUCUCUCCGAUCUAUAUCCCCUCCUCCCCUCUCCCCCAUCCGAGCCCUUGUCUCUUCCGCCUCCCCCGCGUCGAAGCCCUUCUCCCAUGGCAGCCUCGAAUCCCAGGGCUACUUCUCUUCUCCGCUGUCCUCCCCCUUCGAUUCCUUCUCGCCGGCUUCGUCGGACCCGCAGACGCCAGCCGCGGCCAUGAGGGGGGCGGAGUCCGACGUGAUGGGGCUGUUGCUGCGGGAGCGGAUCGUGUUCUUGGGGAGCAGCAUCGACGACUUCGUGGCCGACGCCAUCAUCAGCCAGCUUCUUCUCCUCGACGCCCAGGACCACACCAAGGACAUCCGCCUCUUCAUCAACUCCGCCGGCGGCUCUCUCAGUGCUACCAUGGCCGUUUAUGAUGUGGUUCAGCUUGUGAGAGCAGAUGUCUCUACCAUAGCACUUGGUUUUGCAGCAUCUACGGCAUCUAUCAUCCUCGGCGGUGGUACCAAGGGAAAGCGACUUGCGAUGCCCAACACACGGAUAAUGAUUCAUCAGCCUCUUGGAGGAGCCAGUGGUCAAGCCUUGGAUGUUGAGAUUCAGGCCAAAGAGAUUAUGCAUAACAAGGACAACGUUACCAGAAUCAUCUCAGGUUUUACUGGUCGCACCUUCAAACAAGUUGAGAAGGAUAUAGAUAGGGAUCGUUACAUGUCACCUAUCGAGGGUGUUGAGUAUGGGAUCAUCGAUGGUGUUAUCGACCGGGACUCCAUCAUUUCCCUUAUGCCGGUGCCAGACAAAGUGAAGCCCAAACUGAAUUACGACGAGAUGUACAAGGAUCCUAAGAAAUAUUUUACACCUGAGGUUCCCGAUGACGAGAUAUACUAGCUGAGUAGUUUUCUUUCCUUUACUUUUUCUUCUUUUAUCGUUCUUCGGGUUGGUAACCAUGGACAUGUGUUUCUUUUUACAUGUUACAUUUUUUUUUUGUUUUCCGCCGCACCGAUGCAGUGAUGAUAUUACCUGUUGUGAAGUUACCUCAGUGGAUGAUCUCUAGGCGGAAACAUAAACUAUGUUCAGUCAAUUUGGCAAGUGAUGUCUCUGCGAUGUUUUAUUGUGCA